Molecule: messenger RNA, 1338 nt
Organism: Panicum virgatum (switchgrass)
Lineage: Eukaryota; Viridiplantae; Streptophyta; Magnoliopsida; Poales; Poaceae
Product: BAG-associated GRAM protein 1-like
Exons: 14
Coding region: 1-1317 (438 amino acids)
Source: RefSeq, a predicted model, not a curated record
AUGGUGCCCAGCCCGAGAAACCCUCUGUGGGGAGAGGAGUUCAACUUCCUGGUCUAUCAACUCCCUGUAGAGGUAACAGCAAACAGCAGCUUCCUCACUGAUGCAUUUGAAAUUUCAAAGUGCUCUGUUCUCAGUGAAGACGAAACUGGGGCUAGUUGGUAUGAACUGGACAGCAAAUUUGGUCAGAUCUGCUUGCGUCUUCGUUCAACAAAAGCAUUCCCAGAUUCUGAUAGCUCCUUUGAAGAAUUUACUGGAGCUGAGUCCCCAAGAAAGAUGAUACUGAAGAAGCAACGCCGAGAGAUGAUGGAAGGCAUUGGUCCUCUACAAACCAUAUAUAAACUUCCUCAUGAUGAAAUUGUUCACCAAUGUUACUCCUGUGCUCUGGAGAGGUGUCUCUUGUACCAUGGCCGUAUGUACAUCUCCCAAUGGCAUCUGUGCUUCCACUCUAACGUAUUCUCCAAACAAUUGAAUGUGAUUAUUCCAUUACAAGACAUAGACGAGAUAAAAAGAAGCCAGCAUUCUCUUAUCAACCCAGCCAUUACUAUUUUUCUUAAUGCUGGUGCAGGUGGACAUGGAACACCUCGUUCAUGCAGUCAAAAUGGAAGGGUUAGGUACACCUUCGCAUCAUUCUGGAGUAGAAACCGUACAUUUAGAGCACUAGAGACCACAUUACAUAGUUAUGAAGCAACAUUGGAAGCUGAAAAACAGGUGAGAGCACAUGUACUUCUACAAAAAGAAAGUAACAGCAUACUCGGUAGCAAGACAGACAGCACAAAGACACCACAAAAAAACAUUGAAAAGUCAACAUUGCAGCCUUUCAUCAACGAACGUGUUCUUGCAGAUGUAACCAGUAAGUUCUUCCCUGGUACACCGGAGAAGUUUUUCAGUACAAUAUUGGGUGACAAUUCAAUGUUUUUCCAGCAAUACCGAGAUGCAAGAAAAGAUACAGACUUGAAGUUGAGCAAGUGGUGUGCCUCAGAAGAGUACGGUGGGAGGGUUCGUGAAGUAACUUUCAGGUCACAAUGCCACAGUCCUUUGUGUCCUCCAGACACUGCGGUGACAGAAUGGCAGCAUGCUUCUUUCUCAAAGGAUAAGAGAAACUUGAUAUAUGAGACAAAGCACCAGGCACAUGAUGUUCCUUUUGGUUCUUACUUUGAGAUCCACUGCAGGUGGUCACUAAGAACAACCUCCAGUUCAACAUGUCAAGUAAAUAUAAAGAUCGGGGUAAACAUGAAGAAAUGGUGCAUAUUACAGUCCAGAAUAAAAUCUGGUGCAACUGAUGAGGUACGCAACACCACCCUUGAUAUGGUCUCCUAGCUAAAGAAUAUGUACCGGCAA